Molecule: messenger RNA, 10916 nt
Organism: Coffea eugenioides
Lineage: Eukaryota; Viridiplantae; Streptophyta; Magnoliopsida; Gentianales; Rubiaceae
Biological process (GO): protein targeting to vacuole; protein retention in Golgi apparatus
Cellular component (GO): extrinsic component of membrane
Source: RefSeq, a predicted model, not a curated record
GAAAGGAAGAUGUUCGAAGGGUUAGUGCGGCAACUGAUAUUGGGGUACUUGGGUCGAUACAUCAGAGACAUCCAAAAGGAGCAGCUUAAGAUUACACUGUGGAAUGAAGAAGUUCUUUUGGAAAAUGUAGAGCUGAUUCUUGAAGCUUUCGAUUACCUUCAGUUGCCAUUCGCUCUCAAGCAUGGACGUGUUGGUAAAUUGAGCAUAAAGAUUCCAUGGAAAAAGCUCGGUUGGGACCCCAUCAUAAUUGUUUUGGAAGAUGUUUUUAUUUCUGCCUGUCAACGAGAGGACAAGGAGUGGUCUGUAGAUGAAAUUGAGAAAAGAGAAUUUGCAGGCAAAAAGGCUAAACUUGCUGCUGCAGAGCUUGCCAAACUGUCAAGACGUGUGUGUGAUGAUCAUGCUGGAAAAUCAUUUAGUUCAUACAUUACUGCAAAGAUUCUUGAUGGCAUACAAGUGUCUAUAAGAAAUGUCCACGUCCUAUACCGGGACAUGCUGACUGCUUCGGCGGUGACUGUAUUUGGUUUGAAGUUUUCUGGUCUGACUAUUAGCCGACAAAAUCUUGUUGGAUUAUCUAGUGGGAAAAUAAGAGGGGGCCAAGUCAAUAAAGUGAUUGAAGUUCAGGGGUUGGAGUCAUACUGUAGAACUUUUCAAGGGACUCUUGAUUUGAUGAGUAUGUAUGGUGGCAUUGAUUCAAAGUAUCAAGAGAAUUCAAGACCUGAAGGCGAUAAACAUGUUCACAUGUUAUCCCCAUUGAAUGUGUUAGUGUAUCUUUCGGUGAAUAGAUCAGGAAAGCUCGAGAACGAUGCUCCUCAGUAUAAUGUUAAUGUUGUUUUAACUAAUCCGGUUGUGUCUUUGGAUGAAGUUCAGUUGCAACAGAUUUUGACGCUUUGUGAUUAUUUAUCAACGUGUCCAAUGAGGGAGAAAUAUGGAAGGUAUCGUCCUUGGUGGAGUCCUUUAGGGGAAAAGCGCAAAGGUUGGCAAAUAGCAUGGUGGCACUAUGCUCAGGAAUCUGUGCUGUCAGAUGUUCGAAAGCAGUUGAGGAGAACUUCUUGGAAGUACCUUGGAGAGCGCAUGAACCAACGCCGGAAGUAUAUUCAUUUGUAUAAAACCAAAUUAAAAUGUCUUCAACAAGAUCAGGCAAUCGAGGAAGAUGUUCUUUGUGAGUUGGAGGAAAUGGAGAGACUAUCUGAUAUAGACGACAUAUUAAGUUACAGGUCUGCUGCGGAGCGUGAGAUAAAGGAUUUACUUGCGACUUCAUUGUCUAGCCGUGGAAGUAAUGGUGCCAACUUUGACAUGUCUUUGGAAGAUGAGCGUCCUUCAAACAAACCUCGUGGAUGGUUGAACUGGCUAUCACGCGGCAUGCUAGGGGCUGGUGGAACAGAUGAUUCUAGUCAGUUUUCUGGUGUUAUUUCAGAUGAUGUAAUCAAGGAUAUCUAUGAGGCAACAAAGUUCCGUCCUGCUCCAUCAAUGAAUGAAGAUGCUGCCAAAGCUGAUGAAGUCUUCUUAUCUUCAAUCAAGUUUAACAUUCAUCAAUUUACUUUUACUCUGCAGAGCGUGAGAUUGGGACGUGCAAUUGCUCAUUUGAUGCUUGAUAGUGUUUCCACUGAAUGCAAGAUUUGGGAAAGAUAUACUGGAAUCACUGCUACAAUUAAUGCAGUCCAGUUGUUUAAUCCAUUUAAUAAUCAAGUUAUUCUUAUGACAAAGAUUAACACCAAGGAAAAUGAACUCGACAUUGAACCAUCCUUAAGUAUCCAAGUUGAGGUUCUGCCUCGCAGUUGUGAAGUUAGUUCAUCAGUGAAGGUCAAUCUUCAGCCUAUUGAAGUGAAAUGUGACACAAGAUUUCUUAUGGAUAAUCUGGAGUUCUUUUAUAUCUUCGGCAAUUUCAAAUUUCAACAGGAAAGGAUUCUAUCAUCAAUAAAUGAGAUCAGUAAUGUCCGCACGAGACUCCUGUCUAAAAUUGAUUGCAUUUUAUCAAAUCGAAAAAGCGUAAUGUGGGAUGUCAAUCUUGCCUAUCUUCUUUUUACGAUACCAUGGGUGGACAGAAACUUUGAAGAGCACAAAGUGGUAGUAGAACUCGGAGAUUUCACAUUUAAAUCUAAUUUUAAGAGGGGUUCUUUGGCUUCUGAUCUGCAAGGUCAUUCUCACCGUCAUCUGAGUGACUACUUGAUCUCCAGUUCCGGUGAUUUCUUCCCUUUGGGUUUUCAACUUGAUGAUUUCUAUGAUCACUAUCAGCUUAACUUUAGCAAUUUUGAGGUUCUAGUGUCAAUCCCUUGUUCAACUGAAGCCAUCCCAAUUUUCGAGAAAUUGAACUUUUCAGCGAACUUAGAAUCUUGCAUUAUUCCAGAUGAGGCAGUAUUGAAAAGAUUAGAUGUCUACAUCCACAUUCCAUCAAUUCUUUUCCACUUUUCGCCAUCUAUAUAUUGUAGCAUUUUGGGUCUAAUUGGAAAUUUUAAUGAGCUGCACUGCAAAUCAGAGUGUGCAGACCUGAAUAAUGGAAAUGAGGUUCAUAACAACUCAAAUGGACUUGGGACUUCUGAAGUUUUCUGGUUUUCUGUUAGUGCAAGUUUGGAGUUUGUUAAUUUCAAAGUUGACCUUGAAAAUGAAGUGGAAAAUGGCUAUGUUCUCCUGCUUUGCCCUUGGAGUUUAGAUGUUAGUUUCAAUCUGAAAGAGUUCCUGGAUUGCUGGAUGUCCAUGAAGGGAUUGCAGAUCGUUGCUUAUCCAAAGAAAAAUGUGGAAACCAAAUAUAUACUCUGCUCCUCUGGAGGAAAGUUGACUACUGAAUCUUCAGAUCAGGUUGAGAAGGAUUGCAAACUUACCAAUCAAAAUGAGAACUUUGAUGAUAAGACUGCAAGUGCCGAUGGGUGUUUGAAGCUGCAUUUUGAAUCUUACAAAGGAUUGGAGUCAGCUUAUGACAAGUUUUCAGUAAGCUUAAGUCACGUUGAGAUACACUGCUACCCAUUCAUAAUUGGCCUUCUGGUUGGAUUUUUUGAUAGAAUUUUGAAAUUUGGAACUUCUGUUGUUCAUCAAGACAGCUCUGUUGUGGAUGGUAAUUGUUCCUGCUCAAGACCUCAUUUUGAUUUUGAAAAGUAUGGUUUUUCUAACUUUGUUGAAGGAGGAUCCUCCGAGUGCAUGAGUAUUCCCUUGGAAAAUUUUCCUUUCACUACAAUCUGCAAUUCUGGUCCUAUUGUUGCUUUUGAGACUUUGGUUAACUAUGCCACUCCUCGGUGGAGGAAAUAUUUAGACUUGAGAGUCAGGAAAGUCCAAUGGAACAGGUGCAGUUUGAAAGAGGGGUCUACAUGCUUUUACUGCCACUUAAAGAAACCCAAACAUAGUGCAGACCCUUUUUGGCAAAACUCCAGUAGUAAUGAAAUGUUUGAAGCUGAAUUUAACCUCUACAGCAUGAGGUUAUACUUUCAUGAUUCAGCAUGUGUAGUUGGAACUAUAUCUUUGGCAACCUGUAAAUCAUCUCUUUCAGUUUGUGAUGGUUGUUUUGAUUUUCUGUGUUCUAUGGAGGGAUUAAUUCUUUCUUCAUCUUGGUGGCCACAAACUAUUAGUGGCUUCCUUUGGGGUCCCUUACUACCCAAUCUCUCUCCAAUUUUGAACGUACGUGCAAGGAAUGAUCCCAGUGGUUCAAUUGAAUUGAGUUUUGGCCUUCAACAUGUGUCCUGUACUUUACCUCCUGAGCUUCUCGCUGUGAUAAUUGGCUAUGCUUCCUCACCUGAAUGGAGCUGCAAGUCUGAAGACAAUCCCAUUACCUCAGUUAACUCUGACUGUAGUGAUUUGGAAGUGAGCAGCUCCACCUUUUAUAAGUUUGAGAUACUAGACUGUGACUUGUUGGUACCUGUUAGGCAAGAUGGAUCUCAGUUUCUAAAGCUUGAUAUACAACAGUUGCUUGGUUGUUUUAUUGAAAACAGUGAUUUUAAAUUUGUGCUGAAGGAAAUUCCUUUUGAAUGUUUGGUCGUGGAUGACAAAAUUUCCAACAGAAAUCAUUGUUUAAACUUGUUUGGACGUGAUUUAUCUCUGUCGCUAAUGCUGAUGAAGGAUGACCUAUUUGAUUCCUCAAGUUUUGAUCUGAGUCCUGGAUGCCGGAAUGUUACUUUAAUUUCAUCAUUCGAUGCUGAUGUUUGGGUGAGAGUCCCCUUCCAGUUAGAGUCGUGUAAUGUUCCCUCUUCCUAUCCAAUUUGUGUAAUGUCAAAGAUUAUCAAGUGUCAGCUUGUUGCUGGAGGAAUAUGGACAGUUAGUGGCUUCAGGGCACUGGUGGAUAUCAUAAAUCAGUUUUCCUUGGUGGACAAACAAUCAAAAUUAUUCAAAUAUGAUGUUUUAGAGUUCCUUGAGUUGAAAAGGCAAAUGGAAGAUGACACUGUGGCCUUGCUUGAAGAUUCAGCAGUUACCUCCACAGAUAUUAGGCUCUGCAUGAGGUCACUGUCCAUUAGGUUGUGUUCUCCAAAAAGUGAAUCAACUGUUUCUGAGCUUGUAGCAGAAGUUGAAAUGCAACUCAUGUGCUCUGCCUCAAUAGUGGAAGGCAAACCCUAUUCUGUCAAUGUUUCAUUAUCUUAUCUCACUUUCUUUUCAUCUCUGAAUUCGGUUAUGCUCGUGGAGUGCCCGUCUUCCAGCUCUAGCUUGUUAUCUCCUAGAAUGACUCUUUCAGUGUCAGAUCAGGGAAAAAGUAAGGUUCUUGUGUCUCUUCCUUGUAUAGAUGUUUGGAUGCACAUGUCUGACUGGAGACAGAUCUUUGUAUUACUUGGUGACUACCAACCACAAACUUCCAGAAUGUCUACUGUAGAUGCAUUACCAAAAAAUUACCAUGCCAUUGAAAAUUUGGCAAUUACUGUACAAUCUCCUACUUUGUCAAGGUCUUUAUCAUCAGAAAACCCAAGGAAUGAAGCUGGUUUUUCUGCUGUAAAGUUGGAAGGAGUUGGCAUUACUACUUAUAUUCCUGUUCAAGUCAAUCGAGAAAUAUUUAGCAUACUUGAAGAACCCCAAACCCAAAACCAAUUGCCCUUUGACAUUAUACUUGGAAAUCAGCAUGUAUUUCUUGCUUUUGCCUUUCAAAGUAGUUGCAGUGAGAUGGUUAGCAGUGGCAAGAAUGUGAUCCUGACUGUCAAAUUGGAAAAAGUGGGUGGGAUGCUGGUGCUAUGUAAGGACAAUAUUCCAAGAUCCUGGUCGCUUUUUGAAGUGUUUCAGGUCAAUCUGGGAUCUGAAGUUUUAAAUCACCAGAUCGAGGAUGCACAAGUAAACAUGGAUAUCCAUUGUGACAGUCUUGACAUAUGGCUUUCAAAUGAUACAUGUUGCUUGUUCCGCUAUAUGUUGUUUGAAAUUCCAGAAUCUGGGCCUUCUCAACUCAUGUUCAACAGUAUUAAAUUUAGUGCACAACUAAAAAAAGUCUCCAUUCUUUUAACUGAUGCUAAGUGGAGUUCAUGUGGGCCUUUGGUUGAGAUUCUGAUGAGAAACCUGCUCUUUAAUUGUAACAUAACACAAAGUGAAUUGAAUGGAGCAAUUGAGGGCGAUCUUCAAGCAAACUACAACAAUAUUGACGAGGUCUUGUGGGAGCCCUUUGUAGAGCCCUGGAAAUUUCAGUUAAGCAUAUCCAGAAAGCAUGAUUAUAGUUCUCUCCUGGACGGUGCAAUGAUGACCCAUGCACAUCUUAAAUCAACAACCCAGCUUAACUUGAAUCUUACUGAAUCUCUGAUUGAGGUUAUUUACCGGACGACAGAUAUGAUGAAGGAUGUCUGGGAGCUGCCAGAAAUAACUACUCGAUCAACGAGUCCAAGAUUCUUUAAGUCUCAGAUAAAGGAGAAUCUAGAUACCAGAAGAUAUGCUCCGUAUAUACUUCAAAAUUUAACUUCCUUGCCCUUGGUUUUUCAUAUUUGUGAAGGGGAGCUUGUUGAAUAUGAGAAUGCAUUGCCCUCAAAAGGUGGAUAUAUACUGCAAGCUGGUUCUUCAGUUCCAAUAUAUGUUGAUGAAACUCCAAAGAAGCAGCUUUUCCAUGAUAGACUUGUUCAAUCAUCUGAAAGACACUAUAGCAAGCAAAUAGUUGAGGCAGCUCACAGUUUUAUUAUUAUACAACUAGAGGGCACAUCAAUACCUUCUCCUCCAAUUUCAAUGGAUCUUGUAUCAAUGGAUCUUGUAGGUCUUAGAUACUUUGAGGCGGACUUUUCCAAGCCAAAUACUAGAUCUGGAAUUGUUGAUGGUGUGGAUAAUUCAACAGGAUGUAAAAAGGCACAAGGGGAUGGCAGGACAGAGACAAAGAGUGGCUUUGUCAUUCCUGUGGUUGUUGAUGUAUCAGUCCAGCGCUACUCGAAGUUGCUGCGAGUAUAUUCAACAGUUCUACUAAAAAAUGCAACUUCUGUGCCUCUUGAAGUGCGUUUUGAUAUUCCAUUUGGUGUGUCUCCAAAGAUUCUAGAUCCUAUAUAUCCAGGGAAGGAGUUUCCUCUGCCUUUGCAUUUGGCUGAAGCAGGUCGAAUGAGAUGGCGCCCUCUUGGCGAUACUUACCUUUGGAGUGAGGCUUAUAACGUCUCAAAUUUAGUUUUGAACGAGAGUAGGACUAAUCUUCUGCGUUCCUUUAUGUGCUAUCCAUCUCAUCCUAGCAGUGCUCCUUUCCGCUGCUGCAUAUCAGUUGAUAAUAGGUCCUUGCCUGCAGUCAAUGGACUGAAGAGAAGUUUCCCUUGUGAGGAUAGUGCCAAAACCUCCAAUAAAACCUACAGGAAAGAAUCAAAUGACUUGCAGAUCUCAAAAAAACGAUUGAUGCAUCUGGUGAUCUUAACUAGCCCAUUAGUGUUCAAAAAUUAUCUUCCAGUGACAGUUUCAGUGCUCAUCGAUAAUGGUGGUAUUACACGUAGUGCAGCACUUUCCAAGGUUGAAACUUCUUUCUUUCACAUCGAUUCCUCAAAUGACCUGACAAUAACUUGUAGCAUUGAGCGCUUUAGACCUUCAGUCCUCAAAUUUCCACGUGCUGAAACAUUUAGUGCAAUGGCUAAGUUCAGUGGAACCAAGUUCUCUCUAUCUGAAACUAUUGCUUUUGAUUCUGAGCCACUUGACGGUCCUUUGUAUGUCACCAUGGAGAAAAUAAUGGAUGCAUUCUCAGGGGCUCGUGAAAUAUGCAUUUCUGUUCCAUUCUUGAUAUAUAAUUGCAUUGGUUUUCCUCUUAUUUUAUCAAACUCUGUCAAUGAGCUCAAGGGCAAUAGUUGCAUUGUAACUUCAUGUUACGAUUUGCAUGAGCACGACCCAACGGUUGGCAGCAAAGUUGGGUUGAGUAUGCUUUCUUCUACUCAGGAUCUCCUUAAAGCUCCAAGGAAUUCUCAUCUAGCAUUCAGUUCAUUAAGAAAUAAAAUUGACAAGAAAGCUGUUGACUCCAAACUGUAUAACAAAUUCUCGAGUCCAUAUGGUCCAUCAAAAUUGUGCCAUGGGUGUGCUGAGAUGCCUGACUUGGAUGCUUCAAGAUCAUCACUUCAUAUGCCUAAGGAUGAGUCUGGUACAAACAGACAAUUAAAGUUGAAACCAGACAUGAACUCUUCUGAUUUUGAGGGAAUUGAUUGUAAGAAGGCCAAUCCUUGCAUGUACUCUCCUGGUCAGAUUUCUAGUUCUGGUGAAAUAUUGGUCAGGUUGAGUAGAUGCCUGCCUGAUACUGUUUCCAAAGAAAUCCCCAGUUCUUUGUGGUCGAGCCCAUUUUUGCUUGUUCCACCAACUGGUUCAACUAGUGUAGUUGUUCCUCAGCUGUGUGGAAAUGCUGGGUACCUGGUAUCUGUUAGUGCUGUUGCUGCACCAUUUCCUGGAAGGACAAAGAUUAUAACAUUUCAGCCAAGGUAUGUUAUCAGCAAUGCAUGCAGCAGGGCCUUGUUUUACAAGCAAAAGGGUACUGAUCGAGUUUUUCUUCUUGAAGCUGGACAACAUUCUCAUAUUCAGUGCAUAGAUAUAGCCAGGGAGUUUCUUGUUUGUAUUCGUUUUCAUGAACCUGGAUCGCAGUGGUCAGGUUGCUUCUCACCAGAGCAUCUAGGUGAUACUCAGGUUAAAAUGUGGAAUUAUGCAUCUGGUUCUGUAAACAUGAUCCGUGCGGAAGUGCAGAGUGCUGAUGUUUCCAUUGAAGAUAACAAGGUAGUUGGAAGUGCUCAUGGAAAUUCUGGAACGAACUUGAUACUCUUAUCUGAUGAUGAUACAGGCUUUAUGCCCUACAGGAUUGACAACUUUUCAAUGGAGAGACUACGAGUUUACCAACAAAGAUGUGAAACCUUUGAAACUAUGGUUCACUCUUACACAUCUCAACCUUAUGCAUGGGAUGAACCUUGCUUUCCACACCGUCUGACUGUUGAGGUGCUUGGUGAGCGCAUUAUAGGGAUAUAUACACUUGAUGAUGUCAAGGAUUACUCACCAGUAUACUUACCUGCAACUCUUGAGAAACCCGAAAGAACUUUGCUGGUUUCUGUUCAUUCUGAAGGAGCAAUUAAGGUCCUCAGCAUUAUUGAUUCCAGCCACCAUGUUUUGAAUGAUUUGCCUACUUCAGACACCUUUAAGUUUAAAAUUAAGCAAAAAGAAGCACAAAAACGUGAAAGUUUUGGUCCUUUUAACCAAAGGAUAUUAGUUGACAUUCCCUUUAUUGGGAUCUCUCUAAUGAAUUCCUACCCAGAGGAGUUGCUCUUUCUUUGUGCAAAGAAUUCAAGAAUUGAUCUUACUCAGAGUGUUGAUCAACAAAAGUUUUGCUUGCAUAUCUCAUUCUUGCAAAUUGAUAACCAGUUGCCAAGCACUCCAUACCCUGUCAUUUUGUCCUUUGACAAGUGCUAUAAAGGCAAUAAGGAUGAUAGGAAAAAGAUUACAGGUCAAAUUGAUUCCGAUAGGUUGCAAGAACCAGUGAUCUACCUAUCUGUGGCAAAGUGGAGGACCAAAAAUAUGUCGUUGGUGUCAUUUGAACAUAUUAACUUAAGAGUGACAGAUUUUCAUCUUGAGCUUGAGCAAGAUUUGGUGUUAAGUCUAUUAAGAUACUUCAAAACUAUGCAAAUGAGGUUCCAAACCAGGGUUCUGCAGCAAGUAGAUUCUACACUUUAUCCAUCUUUUUCUGACCCUGGCAUUGUCAAGGAUACUAAUGCACAAAUUCAGGCCCUUGUUACUACUUCAUAUCAAGAAGACUGGAGAAGCUCUUCGCUUCCUCCAGUAAUUCCUAUUGGAGCUCCCUGGCAGCAAAUUCACCUUCUAGCGAGAAAGCAGAAGAAAAUAUAUGUUGAACUGCUUGAUCUGGCACCAAUUAAGAUGACUUUAAGCUUUUCCAGCAGCCCAUGGAUGCUUCGAAGUGGGGUCCUUGCAUUGGGAGAAUCCCUCAUCCAUAGGGGUUUUAUGGCCCUAGCAGACGUCGAGGGUGCAAAUAUUCACCUUAAAGAGCUAAUUCUUUCUCAUCAGCUGGCUAGCUGGGAAUCCAUCCAGGAGAUCCUUAUCAGGCAUUACAGUAGGCAGUCUCUUCAUGAGAUGUACAAGUUGUUUGGUUCUGCUGGCCUUAUUGGCAAUCCUUUGGGAUUUGCGAGGAGCGUCAGUCUUGGGAUAAAAGAUUUUGUAUCAGUUCCUGUCCAGAAUGUUUUUCAAAGCCCUGUAGGACUCCUUACAGGCAUGGCACAAGGCACCACCAGUCUUCUGAGUAACACACUCUAUGCGAUAAGUGAUGCUGCGAGUCAAUUCAGCAGAGCAGCACAUAAGGGUAUUGUUGCUUUUGCAUUGGAUAACCAGAAUGUUGGGCAGAUGGGAAGGGAAAAAAAGGGAAUUUCAACUAAUAGCAAAGGUGUAAUUAAUGAAUUUUUGGAGGGGCUUACUGGCCUUCUUCAAUCACCUGUUCAAGGUGCUGAAAAACAUGGCCUACCUGGAGUUGUUUCAGGCAUUGCUCUAGGUGUAACAGGACUUGUGGCAAAACCAGCAGCCAGUAUCCUUGAGGUUACUGGAAAAACAGCACAAAGCAUCAGAAACCGAAGCAAAAUUCCUCAUGUCGGUUCACAGCGAUUUAGAGUACGCCUACCAAGGGCUUUAAGUGAAGGAUGUCCACUGAAGCCUUAUUCUUGGGAGGAAGCCAUUGGAACAGCUGUGCUUAGGAAUGCUGAAAAUGUUGUGAAACUGGGAGACCAGAUCUUAAUCAUGUGUAAGGCACUUAGACAGGGUGGUAAAUUCGUCAUUGUCACAGACAGAAGUAUCUUGGUGGUGAGUUGCUCCAGUCUGGUUGAUUUGGGUAAGCCCGAUUUCCUGGGGGUUCCGGCCAGCCCAGAGUGGGCCGUAGAAGCAGAUAUUGGAAUGGACAGUGUAAUUCAUGCCACUAUUGAUGAAUGCGCAGUACACAUAGUAGGAAGCAGUAUGGAUACCUUCUCGAGGGCAUCCCCGCACCAGCAGCAGAAGCACAGUCAGGGAAGUCGGGUAAAGCGGUGGAACAAUUAUCAGAGUCCUCUUCCUCUAUUCCAGACUAACUUAGAGUUUGCCUGCAAAGAAGAUGCACAGGACCUUCUACAAAUGCUUUUGUCUACUAUUGAGAAGGGAAAAGACAGAGGCUGGGGCAGGACCUACAUUCUGCACCAAAGCAAUCUCAAAUAGCCAAACUGGAGGCAGACUUCUUCCAUUCGCAAUUCAAAUGAAUAUAUUUUUCGCCUGCCACUGAUUUUUAACGAUGCCAGCUCAUUGCUGAAGUGAGUUCCAAGCUGUGUACAUUAAGCUUCUUGUUGUACAUUUUGUACAUAUUUGUACAUUUCAUUCGUAGUUCAGCUUUCUAGGUCUUUUUCUUCGUCGCGAGCAAAAUUCAGAGUCCAACCACACAUAGGUCUGUGUUCUUGAAGAUCCCUUGUUUAAGGAGUAAUGCUUCCAGUAUAGAAAUCUUUUUUGUAAACCUUGCCACCCUUUUCACCCUAACAAUGCUUCCAAUAUCAUAUAGAUUACAAAAGGCAAACUUACUGUAUUCGACA